AUGAAAGUCUUUUACCGCACCAGCGUGCUUGCGGCUGCUUUGUUAUGGCUGACAGCCUGCUCAGAAUCCGCAACCACUGAAACACCAGCAGCGACCGAAACACCAACCGCAGAGGCGGUCUCUGCAACGGGUAACAUCGUUGCCAGCCGCAGUGCUGAAAUACAGCAGGCUACGGCCAGCAUUGAUGAAGCACGGAUCGUCAAAGCAGAUGCCGCCAACUGGCUAUCUACCGGUCGAACCUAUGACGAGCAGCGCCACAGCCCGUUGUCGCAGAUUAAUAAGGAAACCGUCGACGACCUUGGUCUCGCCUGGUUCUGGGAUACCGGCACAAAAAGAGGCCUGGAGGCCACGCCCAUUGUCGUAGACGGGGUAAUGUUCACCAGCGGCACCUGGUCAGUUGUCUGGGCACAUGAUGCCAAAACCGGCGAAUUACUCUGGGAAUACGACCCGGAAGUACCUAAAGCCUGGGCUAGAUAUGCCUGUUGUGACGUUGUUAAUCGCGGUGUUGCAGCCUGGAAAGGCAAGAUCUACGUGGGCACCCUCGAUGGGCGCCUGGUAGCACUGGAUGCUGGCACCGGCGUGCCUGUCUGGGACGUUAAAACUAUUCUCCCAAAUCGGCCUUACACCAUUACCGGUACACCACGCAUAGUCAAAGAUAAGGUCAUCAUUGGUAAUGGCGGCGCUGAAUACGGCGUACGGGGCUAUGUUACCGCCUAUGACGCAGAAACCGGCGAACAGGACUGGCGCUUCUAUACCGUACCCGGCAACCCGGAAGACGGCUUUGAAACCGAAGAUAUGGAAAUGGCUGCCGCCACCUGGCGCGGUGGUAAAUGGUGGGAAGUUGGUGGUGGCGGCACCGCCUGGGAUGCCAUGGCUUACGAUCCGGAGUUGAACCUCCUCUACAUCGGCACCGGCAACGGCGCGCCCUGGAACCGUUACAUCCGCAGCCCCGGCGGCGGCGACAACCUGUUCAUCUCGUCUAUUGUUGCCCUUAACCCGGACACCGGUCUGCGUGAAUGGCACUACCAGACAACCCCGGGAGACACCUGGGAUUACACGGCAACACAGCACAUGAUCCUGGCGGACAUCGAGAUCCAGGGUGAAGCGCGUAAAGUCAUCAUGCAGGCGCCUAAAAACGGCUUCUUUUAUGUUCUGGACAGAACCAACGGUGAGUUUAUCUCCGCUGAAGCCUACGUACCGAUUACCUGGGCUACCCAUGUCGACCAGGAAACCGGGCGUCCGGUGGAAAAUCCCGAAGCGCACUAUGCAAACGAAAAGAAACGUAUUCAGCCUGGACCCUUGGGCGGCCACAACUGGCAUCCAAUGACCUACCAUCCAGGCACAGGGCUGGUCUACAUCCCCGCCCUGGAUCUGCGCUUCGAUUACGCACAGGACAAUGCCUUCCGUCAUUCACCCGAAGACUGGAACCUGGGUAUCGACUUUCGUGAACAGGCACCGCCACCCAGCGCUGAGGAAAACAUCGACAAUCUGCAAUCGAUCAAAGGCUUCCUGGCUGCAUGGGACCCGGUCACACAGCGUGAAGUAUGGCGCGUACAACAUGCAACCGCAUGGAAUGGUGGUCUUCUGUCGACGGCAGGUGAUCUGAUUUUCCAGGGUCGGGCAGACGGUCAGUUUGCCGCUUACACCGCUGAUACCGGUGAGCUGGUAUGGGAAAGCCCCGUACACGUGGGCAUCAUCGCUGCACCGGUGAGUUACAGCAUCGACGGAGAGCAGUACAUUACCGUGGUUGCGGGCUGGGGUGGCGCUUACGGGCUGGCUUCAGGUGCACCUCGCCAUCGCAACAACGUACUCAGCGAAGGUCGUAUUCUGACUUACAAGCUGGGUGGCAAAGCUGAAUUACCCACACCGGAAGUCACCUACCUCGCGGUACCCACGCCUCCGGCAAUGGAUUACACAGCAGAGCAACAGCAACAUGGACAGGACCUGUUCCACCAGUACUGUGCCGUUUGCCAUGGUCCAGGUGUUGGCACUGCAGGACCGGUUGCUAACCUCAUGUAUGCCGGGCAGGAGACUCACAGCAUUUGGGAUGCCAUUGUAGUUGGCGGCGCUUAUGCCGAAAAAGGCAUGCCCAGCUUCAAUCACGCACUCACCGCUUCCGAUGCACAGGACAUUCGCGCGUACGUCAUUGAACGUGCAAAAGCGGUGAUCGCAUUCUGUGAAUCGUCGUUCCGGGAAGAGUAUCCCGAGUUAUUAGAUACGGCUUGUGAAAUACCCCAGGUUGGGGACGCGGGCGCUAUCGCAGGUGGUGGUCAAUAG
Messenger RNA from Symbiodinium necroappetens, 2277 nucleotides. The record is from the annotation of a GenBank genome assembly. Lineage: Eukaryota; Dinophyceae; Suessiales; Symbiodiniaceae.